Dipodomys spectabilis (banner-tailed kangaroo rat) is the source of this 2995-nucleotide messenger RNA. RefSeq names its product FES proto-oncogene, tyrosine kinase (gene Fes). The record is from RefSeq and is a predicted model, not a curated record. Gene Ontology annotation, biological process: peptidyl-tyrosine phosphorylation; regulation of mast cell degranulation; cell adhesion. The transcript is spliced from 17 exons. Gene Ontology annotation, molecular function: ATP binding; non-membrane spanning protein tyrosine kinase activity. Bases 321 to 2909 code for a protein of 862 amino acids. NCBI's taxonomy places the organism in Eukaryota, Metazoa, Chordata, Mammalia, Rodentia, Heteromyidae.
GGGGGGGCGGCGAUGUAACUGCCCAGGCCACCCGGGCCAGCCUGGCCCCGCCGAGGGCGCAGCUCCAGCGGGGGGAGCGGCCUGGCCCGGGGGCCCCAGGGAGGGGCCUGGCACCAGGUCCCCAGGGAUGAGGGCCUGGCCCGGGGUCCCCAGGGAGGAGCCUGGCCCAGGGGCCCCAGGGAGGGGCCUGGCCCGGGGAGCCGGUCACCCAAGUCCAGGCUGCUCUCCCCCGACCCCUGUGUGCCCGCAGCCCCCGCCAACUCCAGCCGCCGCCUUUCGCUCCCAGGGGUGGCCCCCCUCUCUGUCUGCAGGAGGCCGCCAUGGGCUUCUCCUCUGAGCUGUGCAGCGCCCAGGGCCACGGGGCCGUGCAGCUGAUGCAGGACAGCGAGCUGCGCUUUCUGGAGGGCAUGAGGAAGUGGAUGGCCCAGAGGGUGAAGAGCGACCGGGAGUACGCGGGGCUGCUGCAGCACCUGUGCCUGCAGGAUGGCGGGGGCCAGGGCCGGGGCGGCACCCCCGCCAGCCCCAUCGGCCAGGUGGGGUUCCCCGAGGCGCCCCUACCCGUCCCAUCCUCUCAGAAGCCCCCUGGGGUGGGCUCGGGGCCAUUGUCUGUCUCCCUCUGCCUGCCUGCUUCCCCCUCUGGCGCGGGGCCACAGUCCUGGGCCGAGAUCACCAGCCAGACGGAGAGCCUGAGCCGGCUGCUGAGGCAGCAUGCGGAGGACCUGAACGCAGGGCCCCUGAGCAAGCUGAGCCUGCUGAUCCGCGAGCGGCAGCAGCUGCGCAGGGCCUACAGCGAGCAGUGGCAGCAGCUGCAGCAAGAACUGACCAAGACCCACAGCCAGGACAUCGAUAAGCUGAAAAACCAGUACCGAUCCCUGGCUCGGGACAGUGCCCAGGCCAAGCGCAAGUACCAGGAGGCAAGCAAAGACAAGGACCGGGACAAGGCCAAGGACAAGUAUGUGCGCUGCUUGUGGAAGCUGUUUGCCCACCACAAUCGCUACGUGCUGGGGGUUCGGGCUGCGCAGCUGCACCACCAGCACCACCACCAGCUCAUGCUGCCCAGCCUCCUGCAGUCCCUGCAGGACUUGCAUGAGGAGAUGGCCCACGUCCUGAAGGAGAUUGUGCAGGAGUAUCUGGAGAUCAGCAGUCUGGUGCAGGAUGAGGUGGUGGCCAUCCACCAGGAGAUGGCCGCGGCCGCCGCCCGCAUCCAGCCGGAGGCCGAGUACCAAGGCUUCCUGCGGCAGCACGGCUCGGCCCCGGAAGUCCCCCCCUGCGUCACGUUUGACGAGUCGUUGCUGGAGGAGGGUGAGCCGCUGGAGCCCGGGGAGCUGCAGCUGAACGAGCUGACCGUGGAGAGCGUGCAGCACACGCUGACCUCGGUGGCUGAGGACCUGGCCGUGGCCACCGAGACGGUGCUGGGCCGGCGGGAUGCGGUCAGUAGGCUGCGGCGGGAGCUCCAGGAUGAGGAGCAGAGCACGCACCCCCGCGAGCGGGUGCAGCUGCUGGGCAAGAAGCAGGCACUGGGGGAGGCCCUGCAGGCCCUGCAGGUGGCGCUGUGCAACCAGGCCAAGCUGCAGGCCCAGCGAGACCUGCUACAGAGCAAGCUGGACCAGCUGGGCUCCGGCGAGGCCCCCGCCGUGCUGCUCCUGCAGGAGGACCGUCAGUCCACCUCGUCCUCAGAGCAGGAGCGGGAAGGGGGGCGGACGCCUACGCUCGAGCUCCUUAAGAGCCACUUCUCUGGAAUCUUCCGCCCCAAGUUCUCGCUCCCGCCCCCGGUGCAGCUGGUCCCCGAGGUACAGAAGCCGCUGCAGGAGCAGCUGUGGUACCACGGGGCCCUGCCUCGGGCCGAGGUGGCCGAGCUGCUGGUGCAGUCCGGGGACUUCCUGGUGCGGGCGAGCCAGGGCAAGCAGGAGCUCGUGCUGUCCGUGAUGUGGGACGGCCUGCCCCGCCACUUCAUCAUCCAGUGCUCUGACGGCCUGUACCGGCUGGAAGGGGACGGCUUUCCCAGCAUCCCCCUGCUCGUCGACCACUUGCUGUGCUCGCAGCAGCCCCUCACCAAGAAGAGUGGCGUGGUGCUGUCCCGGGCCGUGCCCAAGGACAAGUGGGUGCUGAACCAUGAGGACCUGGUGCUGGGCGAGCAGAUCGGGCGGGGGAACUUUGGCGAAGUGUUCAGUGGACGUCUGCGUGCGGACAACACGCUGGUGGCGGUGAAGUCCUGUCGGGAGACGCUUCCGCCCGACCUGAAGGCUAAAUUCCUGCAGGAAGCCAGGAUCCUGAAGCAGUACAGCCACCCCAACAUCGUGCGUCUUGUCGGCGUCUGCACACAGAAGCAGCCCAUCUACAUCGUCAUGGAGCUGGUGCAGGGUGGUGACUUCCUGACCUUCCUGCGGACGGAGGGUGCCCGGCUGCGCGUGAAGGCCCUGCUGCAAAUGGCCGGGGACGCGGCAGCUGGCAUGGAGUACCUGGAGAGCAAGUGCUGCAUCCACCGGGACCUGGCUGCUCGGAACUGUCUGGUGACUGAGAAGAACGUUCUGAAGAUCAGCGACUUCGGCAUGUCCCGCGAGGAGGCAGAUGGCAUCUACGCCGCCUCUGGGGGCCUCAGACAAGUCCCCGUGAAGUGGACCGCGCCCGAGGCCCUUAACUAUGGCCGCUACUCCUCCGAGAGCGACGUGUGGAGCUUCGGCAUCUUGCUGUGGGAGACGUUCAGCCUGGGCGCCUCCCCGUACCCCAACCUCAGCAACCAGGAAACGCGGGAGUUUGUGGAGAAGGGGGGCCGCCUGCGCUGCCCGGAGCUGUGCCCCGACGCCGUGUUCAGGCUCAUGGAGCAGUGCUGGGCCUACGAGCCGGGGCAGCGGCCUGGCUUCAGCGCCAUCUACCAGGAGCUGCAGUGCAUCCGCAGGAGGCACCGCUGAGACUGGCCCCCCCGGCCUCCAGCCUGGGCUUCCGACAACGCCGAGAGUGGUUGGCCAGGCAGAGACAAUAAAACCCUGUGUGCCCA